CACCAGUUCCUGUCUGAAGCUCUGCAAUGGAGAGCUCAAACCGACCCAGACCAUGUCCUGUAUGUGCUGCUCAAUGCCAAGGGGGUGCCAGUUUGCACCGCCACUUGUGCUCAGCUGCACAAGAGAGCAGAGAAAAUCACAGCUACCCUAAUGGAGAGAGGAGGCCUCAACACCGGAGACAAUGUGGUGCUGCUUUAUCCCCCAGGUAUUGACCUGAUUGCUGCCUUCUAUGGCUGUCUCUAUGCGGGUGUCAUCCCUGUGACGGUGCGACCGCCGCACCCACAGAACCUGGCUGCUACUCUCCCCACUGUCCGCAUGAUCAUCGAUGUGAGCAAAGCAGCCUGCAUCCUCACCACUCAGCCUCUCAUGAGGAUCCUCAGGUCCAGGGAGGCUGCUGCCAGCGUCAACGUCAAGACGUGGCCCACUAUCAUCGAUACAGAUGAUCUCCCCAGAAAGCGGCCUCCACAAAUUUAUAAGCCCCCUACAGCUGAGAUGCUGGCCUACCUGGACUUCAGUGUGUCCACCACAGGCAUGUUGACCGGAGUCAAGAUGUCUCACGCUGCGGUCAGUACUCUGUGCCGCUCCAUUAAGCUGCAGUGUGAGCUCUACUCCUCACGACAAAUAGCCAUCUGCCUGGACCCCUAUUGUGGCUUGGGCUUCGUCCUGUGGUGCCUCUCCAGUGUUUACUCAGGUCACCAGUCCAUCCUUAUCCCUCCCCUGGAGCUGGAGAGCUCGCUGCCUCUGUGGCUGAGCACGCUCAGUCAGUACAAGAUCAGAGACACCUUCUGCUCCUACUCUGUCAUGGAGCUCUGCACCAAAGGUCUGGGCACCCAGACAGAGAUGCUGAAGGCUCGGGGUCUAAAUCUGUCGUGCGUGCGGAGCUGUGUGGUGAUAGCAGAGGAGCGUCCCCGUCUCGCUCUCACGCAGUCCUUCUCCAAGCUCUUCAAAGAUCUCGGCCUGUCGCCGCGCGCUGUCAGCACCGCCUUCGGCUCCAGGGUCAACCUGGCCAUCUGCCUGCAGGGCACUGCUGGACCAGACCCCUCCACCUCCUACGUUGACAUGAAGUCUCUGCGCCACGAUAGGGUGAGGCUGGUUGAACGAGGAGCGCCACAGAGUCUUCCACUCAUGGAGUCAGGCACAAUCCUACCAGGAGUGAGGGUCAUCAUAGUCAACCCAGAGACCAGAGGCCCUCUGGGAGAUUCACAUCUUGGGGAGAUCUGGGUAAACAGCCCUCACAGUGCCAGUGGCUACUACACCAUCUAUGGCGAGGAGAGCCUGCAGGCCGAUCAUUUCAACACCAGACUCAGCUUUGGGGAGCCCCACACUCUGUGGGCCAGGACGGGCUACCUGGGUUUCAUAAAGCGGACUGAGCUAACGGAUGCAAGUGGAGAUCGUCAUGAUGCCUUGUUUGUGGUGGGCUCCCUCGAUGAAACAUUGGAGUUGAGGGGGUUACGCUAUCACCCCAUCGACAUCGAGACGUCUGUAUCCCGAGCCCACCGCAGCAUCGCAGAAAGUGCUGUGUUUACAUGGACCAACCUGCUGGUGGUGGUGGCGGAGCUGAGCGGCUCGGAGCAGGAGGCCUUGGACCUGGUGCCGCUCGUCACCAACGUGGUCCUGGAGGAGCACCACCUCAUCGUCGGGGUGGUGGUCAUCGUGGACCCCGGGGUGAUUCCCAUCAACUCCAGAGGAGAGAAGCAGAGGAUGCACCUGCGGGACUCCUUCCUGGCAGACCAACUGGACCCCAUCUACGUGGCCUACAACAUGUGAUCGCCCUUCACCAACUGAUGAAAAUGCAGAAAACUGAGCCAGGCUCUGAAAAAAGACAUGUGGGUGAGCGACACAGGGGUGCAAUCAGUAGUGAUCCCAGUGUUAAACCUCAGACACACAUUCAAAACACCAAACUAUGUGGGAAUGCGAGAACAGUACACGAGUACUGUAAUGAGAACGUGCUUCCCUUUCAGAAACUGUUCUGUCUUUUGCUUCCACCUGCUCAAUCGCUGCAGUCCAGGUUCACUGACUUUUCAACUGAGGGAGAAGGAUGUUUUCUCUCCUCUUGAUAGUAGAUUCAUCUGCCAACUGGAGGAAACGUGAUCUCCUUCCUUUCUGUGCAUCCCACUUCUCCCUCCUAGCUCCAAUUCAUGUUUUUUUUAAAGAACUUUCUAAUUACAUACUUUUAUCAAAGAAAGAAAUCCUCCCCUCCUCCCGUUCCUUGGUUUUUAUCCUGAACCAUUCAUCCCCAUGUCUUUUCUUUGUUUGUUUUUAACCCCCUCGAUUCUUCAAGUCAGGAUGGUGCACUGGAACUGCUGAGAGGAGCUGGAACUUUCCCCUCUUGCACUUUAAGUCCUCGCACCUCUGAGUCCACUUCCUGUCCCAUCUGCCUCAAGGGGACACACCCCCUCCCCCAUGUUUGGUGCUUUUUUACAAGAGCAAAUCCACAUCAGUAUUACAAAGUGCCACCAGCAAGUGCAGCCCACAGGGGCGGUCCUGACAUCACACCUUUUCUACCAGGUGCACCGUGGCUUUCACCUCCCAUCACAUACUGUGUUUGCCAGCAGAUAUGCAUUCAGUCAUUACAAAAUGUCCUAAAAAAACCUCAUGAAUUAUUUGUUGAUGUGGGAAAAGAAAGACUGGCUUCAUAGACAUACAAACCUGGAUAUCACAGAUGAUCUUUAAUGGGCAGAAACACAGAUUCAUUUUCAUUGUGAGUAGGAGUCCGUUAGAUAGUCCUUAUGACUGUGAAGUACUAAUACAUAUUUUCCAAAGCACCAAUUUUCACAAGAAGGGUUGAAGGUAUACCUGAAGUUUAGUUGUGCAUGCUAAUUUGGAGUACAAUCAAUGCGGGCAAAAAAAAAAAAGAAACUAAUAAGCCAAGGAGUCACACAGCAAUGGAUUGGUUGGUUCGGCAGUGCGUAUGCUGAAUAUUUAAGCAGAGCUCAGCCCCAAUUCGUGACUUGCGUGUAUUACAUUCCCCUAACCAUCUGGAUGUAAAAAUACAUUUCGAACACUUUCUUUUCUAAUACAGCCAAAAAUGACAGUUAUUCUUAUUUUCUUUUUUUAAAACACAAGCAAAAUGUUUUUAUGAAAAAUCAACUUAUACCAAUGGUUACCGAUGAUAAAAUUUAUAAUUUUGGUUGAGAUUGUAAAAUUGAGCAGGUGAUCUAUGUCGUUUCUACCACCUUUUGUUUGGAUUACGAAACCGAGGCAGCAGAAAUAAUAUUUUUUCAUCCAGAAGCUUAGAAGAGUCUUUGAAGAGUCUGGUAAGUGUUGCUAAACGACCUUCUGCGUUUUCCAAAGUCCCGUGGAUCGAAUGUAAAGGCAUAAACUGGGGCUAGGCAGAGCUGGCAGAUUGAAGCUCGACAGUUCAUUCUUGACUUUGAAAACAGUUUCCCCGGCAAAAACAAAUCUCAACUCAAAGUCGACUUGUCUCUUGUUCCAGCCAUAUCGACCAGUUUUCAUAAGCAGAUUGAUCUUAAAGUCAUAAAAACAUCUGCAGUUCUUUGACACGUGAGCAGACUCUGUCUGCUGCUGAGGACUGGCCUGUGUAAUACAACUGAAGGCUCCAGAACAAGCGAGUAAGUGGACCUCGAGUUUGACUUUCGGUCUGUGUGUAGUUUCCCAUGUCAAAGCAAAGAGCAUCCAUCAUUUAAUGUCUGCGUCAGAGUUGAUUAGAUAAAUGUAGAUCAUCCGAAGGCAAGUCAGUGCCUUUUUAUUGCACCAUCGUGACAUUUAUAAUCACAGACUGUUGAAUUUCCUAAAAAUAAGAUAUCAAGAAUGAGGACAUAACUUUGCCUUACUAAACCUGUGGAACUUUAGUACUUUUUAUGUUCAGUCCCUCAUUUCUAGCUGUACUAAAAGUGUAUUAAAUUACCUAUACCACCAUUUUUCACACACGUGGAAUCAGACCAGUUUCUAACUCAAAACACACUCGUAUCAACUGUUUUUUUUAGUUGGGGGGGGGGGGUGCAUCUUGUUGUUUUACGAAGGUGUUAGCGGUCAUGCCUUUCUCAUUUCAUCAUCAAUUUAUGAAUGUCUGUAACACUGAAAAAUUUAGGAAUGAACAGAAAAUCAUUAAGCGACCUGUGAUUUAAAAAAAAGGCCUAAUCCUCCUGUUUAAAAAAAAAAGGGGGGGGGGGGUAAUAAAUAAGGGUAAGGAUGUUGUAUGUAAACUGUAUUUUAGAGGUCAAAUACUGUAUUACUAGUGUUAAUGUGUACAUGGAGAUGAACUUUGUCGAUAAAAACUUGACUGAUCUUUCAUACUUGACAGCAUUUUUCUGCAUUGUUAAUUUAAUGGUUUCACAUUGCAAAAGUGGAAAAAAAAAAAAAGGUUUCAGAUUAUUUUGGCAGGAACAUUGUGCACUUUCCCACUAUCAUUUUAUGUGUGUGUGUCCAAGAGGGAGUGAGUGUGUGUGUGACAGUGACAUUUGGCUUUUAUGGUGCAACAAGGUUUGUCUUUUGUAAGAAAAUGAUCCCAGAAUAUUGAACCUAUUUUUUAUUUCUUGUCUUUUUUUUAUGUCGCCUCCACUGUAUUUGAAUUCUUUCCAUCCAAAAUUGGAAACAAAUAUAUUUUAUAGGGGUUUCAUCGAUGUUUUCCUGAUGUAAUCUUUCUUUAAAACUGCACAACUUCUGCAAACGGCUGGUUUGAUUUAGAAGCAGCUUAACAUACAGCACAACACGUACAACAAUAAACCACUUUUCAUUCAGUGACGGACACUGAUGACAUGUAUGCGAGCCAGUAUCUGGGGCAAGUUAGUGUUACUCAUCAUGAAUAACCAAGUGAAGCUUCUGAUCUACUGUGUGAUAAUUGCUUUGUUGCUACUGUUUCACUCCGACAAGUUUUAAUAAAGUUUUAUAAUUCCA
Micropterus salmoides (largemouth bass) is the source of this 4857-nucleotide messenger RNA. RefSeq names its product disco-interacting protein 2 homolog B-A-like. Lineage: Eukaryota; Metazoa; Chordata; Actinopteri; Centrarchiformes; Centrarchidae. The record is from RefSeq and is a predicted model, not a curated record.